Messenger RNA from Colletotrichum scovillei, 1191 nucleotides. RefSeq lists its product as uncharacterized. NCBI's taxonomy places the organism in Eukaryota, Fungi, Ascomycota, Sordariomycetes, Glomerellales, Glomerellaceae. Gene Ontology annotation, cellular component: mitochondrial large ribosomal subunit. The transcript has a single exon. Gene Ontology annotation, molecular function: structural constituent of ribosome. The record is from RefSeq and is a predicted model, not a curated record. The coding region runs from base 142 to 1134 and encodes 330 amino acids. Gene Ontology annotation, biological process: translation.
CCAGCAACUUUUUCCCAUCACCAGGUGCACCCCAUCACGCCGGCAGGACAGACAUCUCCUGCUCUUCAGACACGUACGUCAAUUCCCCAGACGAUCAUUGCAGACUUGCUAUUUGGAUUGAUACUGACGAGCUCUUUCAGGAUGCCACCGAGGUUACCACAACAGGCCGCUCGCGCCCUGCGCAGGCUGGCGACGACUUCAACCCCCAUCACACGAUCCUUCACCACCACGACCUCCUUCCUCGCCGCCCCGGCUGCCGCAAGCCUCCGUCUCCCCGCCGACUAUGUUCCCGCGACGAAGCCUCCCUCCGCCCGUCCUCCCGAAACCCGCAAGUCCCAGCUCAUCAGGACCUACACCUCCCUCCUCCGCACGACGCCCCUGAUCCUCUUCUUCCAGCACAGCAACCUGACGGCAGACGAGUGGUCCGCCGUCCGCCGCGAGCUCAACAGCGCCCUCGUCGCCGCCACGCCCGCGGGAACCAACAGUCCCCUCGACGGCCGCGAGGUCCACCUCCAGGUCCUGCGCACGCGCAUGUUCAACGUCGCGCUCAAGCUGGCCGAGUUCUACGACCCCGAGGUCGCCAAGGCCAAGGCCGGCACGCGGACGGGGCCCCGCGGACCCUUGGUACACGAUCUGAGUAUGGCGGCCUACGAGGCGAUGAAGGAUUUCGAGGUCCCUGAGGACUCGGCGUACGCGCAGAUCUCGCCGCUGCUGUGCGGUCCCACGGCGGCGCUGGUCUUCCCCGCCGUCUCGCCCGCACACCUCGCGGCCGCGCUCAAGAUCCUGGCGCCGGGCCCGGGCAAGUUUGCGGCGCCGCCGAGGAAGAAGAACCCGGGGUACUACGAGCCCCUGUGCCAGAGCGCGCUGCAGAAGCUGCUGCUCGUCGGUGGACGGGUCGAGGGCGAUGUGUUUGACGUUGAUGGCGUCAAGUGGGUUGGUGGUAUCGAGGGUGGUCUCGAUGGCCUGCGGGCGCAGCUUGUGCAUAUGCUCCAGAGCGCUGGAUUGGGUCUUACUACUGCUCUUGAGGGCGGAAGCAAGAGCCUUUGGUUGGCGUUGGAGGGCCGGAGGACGCAGUUGGAGGAUGAGGGGAAGCCUAAGGAGAGCGCGAGCGCGGAGGAGACAAAGUCCGAGUAGAGGGAUGCGUGGGAGGAUGGUGUAUGAUAGUGCUGUAAAAGUCUGUAUUAUCACGGG